UCACAAAAACCCAUUUGAAAAGAAAAAUAGUUAUGGGGAAGACUAAGCAUGCGUGAAAAUGAUGGAAAGGACAGGGUAGUGGAAGAAUUAAUGGCAUUUCUCUCAUGAACGAUUUAGUGGCUUUCCAAACGGUCUACCGAGGUAGUUGGGCGAGGAAGUUGCACUUGUUUUCCUUAAUCGGUGGCCCUUAAAAAUGGCUGUGGGGCAUGCGCCGUAUUAGAAAGAGGAAAAUAUAAUAAAUAACAGACAGAGAGGAUACAAGUGCCUAUUUCAAUGCAACGAAAUCAUCUCCAAGACCAUAGGAAAAGAAAUAUAUGUGAAUCCCGAUUUCCCGUCAACAUGCUUUCAGAGGAAGAGCAGAAAAGAAAGAGAAGAAAGCAGGAAAAGGAGGAACAGAAGAAGAAUGGAAGUGAAAAUAGUAAGAGUAGCAGGCUAUUUGGUGUCCCUGUUGGCGAUUCUGGCGUGGAUUCCGUCAAUUGACGGAGAAAUGGAGCUCGGAAGCCGAGUGAGCAUUCCUGUGCCGCCGGCAUAUGAAGAAGGGUUUGAAGCUCGGGCAUUUAUAAUACAGACGGUCGCCGGAGCUUUGCCGACUUUUAAGCUUGCGCUGGCGAUUUACGGCAGGGGCGGCGUUUAUUUGUGUCGUUUGGAGGUUGUGCAGGAUGGAUUUGUUAUGUGGAAGUCCGGCUGUACAAGGAGGUUUGUUCCAGUCGAUAUGUGUGUUAUUUUUCUGUCAAAUGACGGAGACCUGCUCUUGUCUGAUGGUAUGGGCACUGUAGGGUGGAGCACCAAUACUUCUAACCGCGGUGUAAAGUUUAUACAACUAAAGCGCAGUGGAAACUUAGUUCUACGCAACAGAUUUAGACGCAUGGUGUGGCAAAGCUUUGAUUUUCCUUGUGACAAACUAUUAUGGGGGCAAAAACUAAGAAACUCCCAACAAUUGUUAUCAAAUGGUAGUGACUAUUCUCUUUCAAUACAACAUAAUGAGCUAGUUUUGAAAUGGCAUGGCCUCAACUAUUGGACCACAAAAGUUAAUACUAAAGACAUUGAUUAUGCUCAAAUUGGAAGGCAUGGAAUUGAAUUAUGGUGUAAUGCUUCCCUACACACUAUUGUUGGCCCCUCUUCUUCUAGCCCAAUUCAUUUUAUUUCCCUUGGUCAAACUGGGAUAUUGACUAUGUACACCUAUGGCCCCCCAUGGAUGCCCAUAAUUGUAGCUCCAAAUGGAUCUUGCAACAACCCAGAGGCAUGUGGUCCCUAUGGUGUGUGCACAGAGGGUGUUAUUGCUAGUAAUAACAAUGACACUAAUUCAAUUUCAUGUUCUUGCUUGCCUUACUUUCAAUCAACCACACUUUCUCAAGGUUGCAUGCUACCCACACAAUUCACAUUCAAUUUUUGUGGCAAACCAACUGAGUUUCUUGAACUAAGGGGCUUUGAUAGCCCAUUAAUGGGACUCACUAAAAAUUUGUCUAGUAAGGCAUGUGCUAAUGCAUGUUUGGAGGAUUGCACUUGUAUAGCUGCCAUAUCAACCAAUUCCUCAAUUUGCUACCUCUACACUCAAUUGCAAAGCAUUCGAAGGCGUCCUUCUAAGAGUGAGGAAUUAAAAAUGUAUGUGAAGAUUCCUAAGGGGUUAUCUACACGUGGAGGUGGCAAGGCAAAAAAAAUGCGCAUGUUGUUUGUAAUAUUAGGGGCUUGUGUUGACAUGAUUGCCCUAAUUUUGAUAGGUACAGGAGUAAUGUACUAUUUUUAUGUAUAUAAAAGGAGACAGGUAUCUUCUGCCACUCCUCAAAUGUGAAAAAAUAAUAAAAUUUUGCACAUCAAAUUUA
Messenger RNA from Cryptomeria japonica (Japanese cedar), 1820 nucleotides. Its product is annotated as EP1-like glycoprotein 4. The transcript has 2 exons. The record is from RefSeq and is a predicted model, not a curated record. Gene Ontology annotation, biological process: recognition of pollen. The coding region runs from base 404 to 1789 and encodes 461 amino acids. NCBI's taxonomy places the organism in Eukaryota, Viridiplantae, Streptophyta, Pinopsida, Cupressales, Cupressaceae.